Messenger RNA from Blepharisma stoltei, 751 nucleotides. Lineage: Eukaryota; Ciliophora; Heterotrichea; Heterotrichida; Blepharismidae. The record is from the annotation of a GenBank genome assembly.
AUGUCUGGUCCAGAUCUGCCAAUUCCUUUUCAAAGCUUCGACACACAUGAAAGGGAAGGCUUCUCGAUGUUCCUUCCUCAAUUCAACCAAUUCAUUACACAAUCUUUCGAUGGAAAUCUCGAAAGCAUUAAUCUUCCAAACACAGAAAUAUGCUGAUUUUGGCUAUUUUUCUUUAUAUACGGUGCUAUAAAUUAUGUUUUUCUAUAGAAAAUUUAGUAUAAGCCUGAUUUUUUUCAGGCUUUUGCUUAUAAAAAUGUAUAAAAGGCGAAGGAAAUCGUCUGCCUGAGUUUUUCGGGUUCUAUGAAAAUAUAUUAAGGAUGUCAAUGGAGUCAUGCCUGAUGAAUCCAAACCCUGAGUUCUGGAUGAAUUUCCAAAAUCCAGAGAGUUCUUUCUCUUCUGAAGGAAUUGACCUUCCUGCUGAAAUUAAAGGCUGUCUUAACGCAACACAGUAUGAAGAGAAGCCAAAGCAAAUUGGCUUAAUUUCAGCAGAAGAAAGGAGGCUUAAAAUCCAAAGGUAUUCUAUUUAUAUUAAAAUAACUAUAAGAGGAUAAUUGUAGAAUUCUAAGGAUAUUUAUAUUAAAAAAUAUAUUUGGAAAAGAGAAAAAGAAGGACGUUUAGAAAAAUCGUCACUUAUGAGUGCAGGAAAAAAGUAGCAGAUUCAAGGAUCAGGGUGAAAGGUCGAUUUAUUACAAAAGAGCAAGCUGAAAUGUUGAAAAAUAUACAUUGUGAGAAGGCUGUGGAGGCUGAUUAA